Messenger RNA from Paramuricea clavata, 24993 nucleotides. Lineage: Eukaryota; Metazoa; Cnidaria; Anthozoa; Malacalcyonacea; Plexauridae. The record is from the annotation of a GenBank genome assembly.
GAGUAAAAUGCAUGCAAACUUUGUGUGUCGCCGCCAUCUUGGAAAAAAUGACCUUCGAAGGUCAACGAAUUUUGUGACGUCAUUAGAUGGGUAGCACCAAAACUACAAGUGAGAAUUCUAUUGCGUGCGUGUCGUGUUAGCCAAAAAUAUGUCGUUUUGAGCGUUAUACUGGCCAAUACUUUUCGCAAUCAAACAAGAGAAGCCUACACUAUCAGAUAAAAACAUAUCGAGCGACUGGGAAAGCAAGGAAUGGCGCAAUUUACAAUACAGGUAAUUGAUCAUAAAAUAUUGCAUUAGUGUUUGCCUUGUUUAUACUCGAAUUACUGCGUUUAUUUAACACGGACUAGGACUGAUAUACUAUCAGAAAUAGUGUUACAAAUAAGGAACAUACUUGGUAAAACGUUUCUGCCCUUCGUUUAGGCUCAAAGUGCACUACGCGUGGUAAUACUCGGUAUUGUUUUAUAGUCAUGAAAUUGUGUUUACCCAUCUACUGACGUCAGAUAAUGUAUGCUGUGGCACAAGUGUUUAUUUUCAAAAUGGCGGACUACUGUUGAACUUUUUAUUACAUUUUCUCAACAACUAAAUGCGACAAACCGGCCAAAAUAUAAAAUUAAGUAUUCCGUAAGCAUACCUAAUAGAUAUAAGCAAUAAAAAUUUUGGUUGCCAAUGUCCUUUAACUAUAUUAUCUUAACUUAACUGUAUUAACUUAAAUUUAAUCACGUUUUUAUACAACCGGCCCCAGACGUUCAGGAAGAUGAAUACACAUCAGGAAUACAAUCAUCUGGGCCUUACACGGAUUAAAGUACUCUUCUCAGUGAGCAUUUGCAAUUGUAGUUGCCAUAAAAUUGUUGCAAGAGCUUGUUAUGAUUUUUUUAGUUUUUUAUUUACUUAGAUAGCUAGAUUAUCGGGUUAUGCAUGGCUGGGACAAGAAACAUCUAUAGUUACUAUCGAUGAUUUGAAGAUAUGACACAUUUUGAAAUUUCUUUCUAUAGACCGAUUGCACUUACUGACCCGUGGCAAACAUUUGUAUGUUAUUAAUAAGGAUAUUUUAAUCCAACUAUUUCUCGACUCACACUGGGUGGAAAGUAUUAAUUGUAUAAAUUACUUUAAUAAACUAAAACUCAACGUAUAAAAUAUAUGUUUCCCAUUAAUUUGCGCAUACUUCUCAUACACAUAUAUGUUCUGUCCCGUCAUGCAAUUUGCGUUUUCUACUUUACUAUCCUAAUCAUGUCCAUAGAUAUCCUACAAUUCCCCCGUUGACCAUGACUUGUGACUUACAAUGGUCAACUUAACAGUUUCAUAACUGAAUUAAAGUAACUAAAUGUUAACAACGUUAAUGCGUAUGGACGUCCGGAUUCAACCAGUUCUUGUUUCUUCGCUUGUGCCUUUCUUUCUGCCUCACGUAUUGGUCUCUUUCUCAAUUCCGUCUUCUGAUCGUCUUUCUCUGAAGCAUUCUCCGUGCUAUCUCCUAUCGUUACAAUUUCUUCAUCGCCUUCCGAUAACUCCACCGGGUAUAAUUUCUGAAUUGGCCGUCUAAUUUCCAUACAUUUUCCUCCUUUGUCUAUAAUUUCCUAACUACCGCUCAGUGAAUAGCCCCGUCCUUUCCUUUAAUCAGUUGCUCGACUCUACCGAGUUUCCACUUUACUCUACGUAUGUUCUCUUCGUGAAUAACUACAACAUCUCCAACUUUAACACAAUUUCUUUUCUGUCGUUUACGCCCGUAUUCUAAAAGCUCACUCACACUCAAUGAGUGAAAGUUCAAUCUGAGCUUCUCUCGACUGUCAUUGCUGUUUUUGAAUAGCUGGAGUGUUACGCCCUCUCAGUCGUUUAUCUUGGGUUGCUAUGCAUGUUAGUCGCCCGCUUUUAGGAACGAAAGAUUCGCGAAGUGGCAUGCUUACAGUUGGCACACAAGUCGUAAGUAUUGCUAUAUUUUGCUGCAUAUUUUGAAUCUUCCUUUUGUAAUUUUAGCUUAUUUUGUUUAUAUUGUAGUUUGACGGUUCGUAGAAGAUAAUAUUGUACAUUUUCAUAGUCCUGUCGUCACAGUUGUUGUGUAUCUAUAACUCUAAGAUAGCUAGAUCGGUAUCGGCCAUAAAUCCAUACGAGCCGUAAGACCUGUGUCAUAUUUACACUACCAAGACGGUAUAGAUACAGUCAAAGACUUGUCUAUAGUAGCGAAAAUAUUCUACAAUGAGUUUUCGUGGUCACGAAACAAGCGAAAAUAUCGAAAACCCGCCCGUAGAGCCGAGCGAAGCUAUACUACACGAUGCAAAACAAGAUGCCUGCAAACAGGCAACUACAGCACAGGAACCCAGGGAUCUUCACCGGAUCGGAAGAAGACAAGACCAGUUUCUUCCUGUGGCAAAAUGCCUUUGAUGCUUUAGUAGACUCUGUUCAUAUACCUACCAAGCAAAAGUUAUACUUAUUAAAUCAACACUUGGCCGGAAAUUAAGGCGAAAAGGGUUGGCGAGCAGUUGCAAUACAUGGUUGAACAGCCAGAAGUUGCUUAUACUGAGGCUCGGAAGAUACUUAAAGAAAGGUUUGGGAACAACGCGAUAAUUGCCCACCGCAUUCCAGCCGCUUAAAAUUAUUUACGGGAAAGAAGACGAGCCGUGGGCAGAACAAUACAAAUUCGGAUGGACAAUAACUGGAAGAGUAUGUCUGGAUAACAACCCCAGAAACAAGACAACCGAGAUUUGCGUCUCUGUUGUCGAGAAAGAAAAUCGUCGCGAAACCAAACUCGAAGACCACGCACAUGUCGUAGAUAGCUCCCGGAGUAAAGACAUGACAUCACCGAAAGAGAUAAAAAGAAAUUAUGCAACUGGACUACAAUGAACUCCACUACGGUCGUAACGUUCGCGGAACAGAACAAACCGAGUCUGCAGAGGACAUGCGUUUUAACAAGAUCCUAACUGAAGGCAUUCACAAAAACGCCCAGGGCAAUUGGGAAAUCCCCCUCCCUUUCAAAGUGGAUGAAAUAAGCUUACCAAACAAUCGGGAAUAUUGCCUUACUAGAUUAUUGAGUCUCAAGAAGAAGAUGCAGAAGGAUGAGAAACAGCGCACGGACUAUGACGAAGAAUUACAAGUGUCAGAAGGGCAGGUUUGGUUCCUUCCCCAUUCCAGGUAUAUCACCCCCAAAAAAACCAGAUAAAAUAAGGGUGGUGUUCGAUUGCAGUGCUGUUUAUCCAGGCGAUUCCCUUAAUAAAGACCUUUUACAAGGUCCUGAUUGGAUGAAAGCUCUGGUAGGCGUCUUAUCGCGGUUCCGAAAAGAAGAGAUUGCAGUUUCUUGCGACAUCGAGCAAAUGCUUCACAACUUUGUAGUGAAUCCUAAGCACAGAAAUUUUCUGAGGUUUCUCUGGUUUAAGGACGGUGAUAUAAACCAACACAUAGUUGAGUAUCGCAUGAAUGUUCAUUUGUUCGGAGCUGUGUCAUCCCCUGGUGUAGCAAAUUUUGGGCUCAUGGCUACAUCAAAUGAAGGUAGCCAAGAAUUCGGUGAAAAUGCCAGAGAUUUCCUUGAGCAAGAGUUUUACGUUGAUGACGGCCUCAAAUCCUUUGCGAACCCAGAGGAAGCGAUAGGUACAGUCAAGAAUGCGCAAGCCAUCUGUGCAUCUCCCCAACCUUCGACUUCAUAAGUUUGCUAGCAACAACAAGGUCGUCUUGGAGUCAAUCGUGAAGGAUGAUCGUGCGAAUGACCUAAAAGAUUUAGAUCUACGUCACGACGCUUUGCCAAUCCAACGUUCCUUGGGAACCUACUGGUGCAUCGAGUCCGAUACUCUGGGAUUCCGAAUACAGCUCAAGGACAAACACUGUACACGCCGUGGUAUGCUGUCUACAGUGUGUUCGGUAUACGAUCCGCUCGGAAUAGUGGCGCCAGUAAUUCUAAUUGGAAGACAAAUACUUCAGGAUUUAUGUCGCGACAACUAUGGCUGGGACGAUCUUGUUCGAAACGAGCUCCUCAGCCGUUGGGAAAAAUGGGGAUCCGACCUUCACCUUCUCGAGCAAGUAAAGUUACCUAGAUGUGUCAAACCAACUGGCUUUGGAAAACCUACCAAAAUUGAAAUACACAGUUUCUCUGAUGCAAGCGAUGUAGGAAUCGGACAAGUGUCAUAUCUACGCAUGACAAAUGCCGAAGGCCAAAUACACGUGAGUUUUCUCAUGGGAAAGGCACGUGUGGCUUCUUUAAAGUUGAUGUCAACCCCCAGGAUGGAACUCACAGCGGCCGUAGUAUCAGUAAAUGUUUCGAGCAUGCUCAGCAAAGCGUUGAAGUAUAAAGAGACCGAAGAGUUGUACCAUACCGAUUCCACAGUAGUUCUUGGAUACAUCAACAAUGAAGCAAGAAGGUUCCACACUUAUGUUGGAAAUCGAGUGCAGUACAUCCGUGACAGAUCAAAACCUGAACAGUGGCGACAAAUUUCCUUGGGAACUUAAUCCAGCAGACGAAGCUUCUCGUGGUCUUACAGCGACCGCAUUGCUACAGAAUUCCCGUUGGUUCGUCGGUCCCGAGUUUCUGUAGCAAGAAACCGAGCAGACCCACCCACAACUCAGAGUCGAGCUAGAUUCCAACGACCAAGAAGUCAGCAAGGAAGGGACCACAGUUCUAACCACCCAGCAAGUCAGGCGAGAUUUCCCAAAAGUCCUUCAAGCAGACCGUUUAAAAAACUCUUCUUCCUUCUAUCGAUUAAAGCGAAGCAUCGUAUGCAUACAGCGAAUGAUCGAGAGAAAACCACCUGACAAACAAUACAAUUGGAGAAUGUUAGAGAGCUUGAAAAAGCGGAGAAAUCAAUCUUGAAAUCUAUUCAGUACAAACAUUUUUCUGCCGAGGUUGAUGAUAUGCAAAGGCUAACCGGUAACGAGGACAUGUUUCAAGAUAGACAAUCCGCCAAAGUGAGGAACUCCGCGUUGAAACGUACGUCAAGUUUGCACAAGUUGGAUCCCUUCCUAGACGGUGAAGGUAUUCUCAGAGUCGGCGGCAGUCUGAAAAAUGCAACAACGCCUUACGAAGUUAAACACCCUGUACUCAUCCCUAAGAACGACCACGUUACAAACCUGCUGAUAAGACACCAUCACGUUGCCCAGAAACGCCAAGGCUACGGUAUAACCCACAACGGAAUAAGACAAGCAGGAUAAUGGGUCAUUAACGGACGUACAGUAAUAUCACAGGCCGUCCAUGGCUGCGUCACGUGUCGAAGAUUACGAGGCAGAUCCAUAGAACAGAAAAUGGCAGACUUACCAAGCGAACGUGUGAAUCCUGCACCACCAUUUGCAUACACCGGCAUGGAUGUUUUUGCCCCGUUUUAUAUUAAAGAAGGCAGAAAAGAACUCAAGAGAUGGGGUAUCAUUUUCACGUGCUUAUCCUCUCGAGCAGUCCACCUGGAAACCCUCAAUUCGAUGAACACCCAUACUGGAAAGUUCGUAUGUUACGCCGGAUAUAUCCGGCGUAGGAUUUUACAGAUUACGCCAAAUUUGGCGUAAUACUAAAUCAAAUUUUCGAUUGAAACUGUUCGCGUGGCGUAAAUGGCGUAAAGCGUAUAUAACGGUAUACUCACAGAUUAAGAGGACCAGAUGUCCGACUUCAGUCAAAAAAGCGUAAGGGCUUCGUCACUGCGCAUGCUGUACUGCGCAUAGCUUAGCAAGUGACUAGAGGCAGUCACCCCCCCGACAUUAAAUUUCAAAAUGGCGGCAAUAAUUUAUUUUAAGACAACAAACAUGAAAAUAAACUCUUUUUAUUUGCCCGAGAGAGGGAUUGUGUGGUUAAAUUUGUGUUUAAAACUUUCAAAGUCAGCACGCGUAUUGGAAAAGUGAGUUUAUCACACUUAGUUUGCAAUAUUUUACGAAUUUUUCUCUUUUUCGAUCGUCGUAGGAGUGAAAAACUAUAGGCGAAAUGACAAUGUCACUUUGCUGAGGUAUUUGAAGUCAUUUUCUACAAUGUACGAUGUACUUUCUUGCACUUUUGACGAUGUCUGAUAUUCAUUGACAAAUUAUGUGCAUAAUUUAUAGUUUUCUUUGCAUAUAUAUUAACUAGAAGUAGAAGACAACUAGAUAAGUUAGUUUUGUUUACAAAUUUUACAUUGUAUGCAUGAAUGUAUACUUAACAAAUAUAAAACAUUUUCCGUGUUGAUAUACAGUUAUAUCAACACGAGUGGAAAUUGGGAAAACGAGAAAUUGUGUGGAAACACGACGCCCGAAGGGCGGAGUGUUUUCACACAAUUUCGAGUUUUCCCAACUUCCACGAGUGUUGAUAUAACGAUAUAUCAAUACGGAAAAAAUGUUUUAUAUUUGUUUUAUAAUAUAGCAAUGUCAAAAGCCCGAAGAAUAAGAAAAAUUUCCGUCAUUCCGUGUUUACAAGCGGCGGAAAAUUUCCCGUGUUGACAUGGAGUUAUAUCAACACGGCUCUUAGCCAAUCAGCAUUCAGAAUUUACAAAUGCUAUAUUAUAAAUAGUAUUUGUAAAUAUUAAGUUAAUUCAUCUAUUUAUACAAAGACUCUCUGAUAAAAAUCUUGUAACAGGAAAUGUGAGUUUCAGAAACUGUGUGUCUCAGACAAAAAUUAUUCUAAAAUUAAAUACCUCACCUAGUCUACAAAGUCUACAAACAGCAAAUUACAAAAAUAUAUAAUUUGGGUAUAUUGGACAGGUUUCCUCUAUUAGUAUAGACUACAUGUGUAGGAUAUUAGCACACUGACUAAAUGGAAUUCAAUAUUUAAUAUUCUAUUAACAAGCUCGCUUCGAUCGUAACUGGCAAAUCUGAUAAUUGACUUGGCGGUUUGUGGUACCACUGAAGAGGAAGUUCGGUCGAAGCCAUGACCGUGGGUCGAGAGUUUAGUCAUGGCCACGUUCACAAAUUAGGUAUCGACGACUUGGUGACGUAUUUACAUUUAAUUUAAUUAACCUAGCUGUUCUCGAGUGCCGAGAACAACACCUCUCCUCUAUAGUACCACAAUCACACUUCCUAAGGAAGUGGAGAUGAGCAAGGGCACGAAGACCCGCUCCGAUAGAGACACUGUAUAACGAACGACUCAUGACACACACACACACACACACACACACACACACGAGUUUGGGCCGAUUGUUGACGCUGAUUGCCGCGAACACAGGACGGGAAGGACGAUGCGAUAGACGAUGGAUUGGUAGAAACGAGGGUCGUUAACCCAGCGAGGCCGGCGCGAGGUGCCAGAUCAUGAACAGGGAAAGGUACUUAACUGAGAUUGGGCAAGCGACGGGCAGCGAGCCAAACGACGGGGCUGGCUGCGGGCUUCCUCCGGGAAGGUUACGGAUGGGCGUGGGUGAGGAGGAGGGGAUGGGAACAACUAAGAACCCCCGUGGGUGAGGGGGGAUGGGAACGACUAAAUGUCACGACUGAGAAUGAGCUACUGGCGUAAACAACUUAUAUAAGGUAGGUUAUGCAAAUGCCCUUAUUAGCAUUUGCCAAGCUGUCCCUGGGGCCCCCUAUUCUGAUAACAAGUACAACAACUCAGCUCGUUAUUAAUAUCAUUUAUUUCAUAAAUCCAAUUAACAAGCUCGCUUCGAUCGUAACUGGCAAAUCUGAUAAUUGACUUGGCGGUUUGUGGUACCACUGAAGAGGAAGUUCGGUCGAAGCCAUGACCGUGGGUCGAGAGUUUAGUCAUGGCCACGUUCACAAAUUAGGUAUCGACGACUUGGUGACGUAUUUACAUUUAAUUUAAUUAACCUAGCUGUUCUCGAGUGCCGAGAACAACACCUCUCCAGGGCACCACUCCAGCAACGCUGGAGAGAGGGGUUCGAGGCACUCGAACCCUCCUCCAAAACGGUACGAAUUAGGCCAGCACGGCAGCUAUUGAUGGUAGCACGGGCGAUGGAGUCCGAAUGAAAGAAGGUACGCGUUGCUCGACCAACGACCCAAUGUCUUAAUUAAGUGAUCCGAGAUGCCCGUAGACGCUGCUGCUGUCGCCGCGCCAAUCCUAAAAGUGUGAUUGGAGUAAGAUACCACGUAUUCGCAAGUUGGAUAAAAUCGCACGGAGCCAACAGUUGACAACCACCGGUGUUAGCGGAGAACCAUCGGAUAACACGAACAGUGAUACGGGAGCGUUGCCCCGAACGUGAAGGUAACGGCGAACUGCAGAUACGGCGCAGAUGCGCUUUUCCGACGCACCGAGGGAGAGAGACACGCCUCGGCGGAACGAGUCCGUUUUUGACGUCUUGAUGAAGAGGUGAAGGCAACCCGACGGAUCAAAGGACACGUCUGAAAUCGACAGGACCUGUAGUCGUGACCAACUUGUCCCCCAAAGAUGCGCAGCUACAACGAUAAGCAGAAGCUCCAUAAACGCGAUGGAUUGUGGGGAAUACAGAAACGACCAGGAGAAUUGUAGGGAAGACAGAAACGACCAGGAACCGAAACACCAAUGGGAACGCUACAUUGCUCCAAAACCGAUGGACCAUGCUGCGGCAGACGCGCCGAACAAGUCGGUACGCUGGGAUACGUCAGGCGACGAGAGGAAGCUGAUGCCAUUCCAAUCACGAAAGAAAGCGAGCCACCAGAGGAGAUCCCAACGAAAAUCGACGUUAAGGCGAAUUGGGUGCGAGCGAUUGCGAAAAUGAGCCAGAAGAUCAAUCAUACGGCGCAAAAAAAAAAAAAAAGUUCGCCCAGGACGGACAACUGUGCACGCGUGGUGGAGGUGGCCAGUCAAGGACUCUAAUUCCUGACGGUGACAAGUACGCUUGUUGGACCAAGACUGGAGGAGUGACAUGGAACGGUUGAACUUUUCGGCUGGCGACCUAGCAAUUUGAGUGACCGAGUCGAGCACAAUACCUAAGAACACCAAGCAGGUUGCGGGGCCCUCGAAUUCUCAUGGUUAAGAGGGAGACCCAAGUGGUUGAAGACAGUAACGAAGAGCCGAUGUGGGCUUGGCACACGAGAGACGACGGGGGACCCAAAGAGGAAAAAAAAAUCAUCGAGGUAGUGGAACAACUGGUGAACGUGGUAGUUGUUGAAGGAAUCCAAUGAACCACGGACGCAACCGCAUCAAAAGGAAUUGAGGAGACCUGAGGCCAAGAGGUAGCACCAAGGCCACAUAGAAAGAGUCUCGCCAGUACAUGCCUAACAGAUGUCGGUCGGAGACGUUGAUCGGAAUGUUACGGUAGGCAGCCUGCACGUCGAACUAGGCCAGUAGGGCGCCGGGGCCAAUAACAACGAGGGAUCUGAUAGCGUCGUCAACGGAAAUGUAUCGCAUAGAGAAGGGAUCCUGAGGUAAACCAUCGUUAACGCUUGCUCCUUGGGGAGAGGAAAAGGUCAGGGAUGAGGCGCUACUUCCCCGGUUGAGGACGUUUCGGAAAAAAACCCCAAACGGAUUGGUUUGAGAGAGGGCAGUGGCGGCGAGGGGGGGGUAUGGGUAAGGACCAGGCACCCGGCGUUGAGCGACGUCCGUCGAGAGAUAUUUGUCGAUGACGUCCGGGUGUUGAGACACUGACGUGAGAUUGCGGAGCGACGGACGAAGGACCACACGCUCUGGAACGAAACCCACACGGAAACCAUCGCGAAUACCCGCCAGCACAUUCUCCUUGCGGGGACUAGGAUACUCCCAGAGCUCGUGCACAAAGGCUUCGAGAUUGCGAGGGCAAAUAGAGCCGAUCGUGAACGAGGAUAAGGGGAGUGGGGUAGGUCCUAGAAAAAGAUCAAGGGUGAGAGAUACGUAGCCCCACCCCCCGACCGAAAGAAAACAACACUCCAACACAAACGAGUUAGAAUACAAUUUUAUUGGCUACUGAUAGACUAAAGAGACUAGACUACAAAAUGUAGGUAUGUAGGUAUUGGCUUAACCACACGACAAUUCUAUCAGUCCCGAAAAACAAUGAUGUCGACGAGUGAAGCUCACGACGAACACGACCGACGCCACGCUGAAUAAAAAUCAUACAGCGGAGAAUCGACAACGUAACAGAAAAAUUAACAAUAUCAACGUUUUGAGAAAAAAGGAGACGCGCUUACGAUGUCCUCUGUGUGUGACUGGGUCGUUUCCGCAGGGACGGUAAAAGGACAAAAAAUACGUCUAUGCGACCCCCCACAUGCCAAACGAUCACAAGCAUGACAAUAUCGACACUGCCUGCCAAAGACAGUGCAACGCCCACUGUUUCAGGACCUGCAAAAAAAAGGACGACGAAGGGGGGCUGGAACCCGCAUGCUCAACGCGACUCGGGGAACGCGAAACACGAACCGCGGCGGUGUGGAUGUUAAAUAGCUCCACGUUCAUGUUUGACCGAUCAGACAAACCCGGGGCGGCGGCGUCGCGGCGAAAAGCCUCGUCGUAAUUGCGCCAGGCGUCACCCCCGAAUUGCGAAUACGUUCGCAGAAUCAGCAGUUCGUACAAAAGCAAGUCACGAGCACGGUGGGGGAACCAGGUAACGAGAACGAGGGAGAAUAUGGAAAUCAUCGGUAAUAUGUUAUCGAAUGGCAUCGGUAAUAAGUUUGGUCUUCCGGGGGGGGGGGAGUAAUUAUUAACCGGCCGUCGAACGACAUGGUAGGGAUGGACGAUUCGUCAGAUGGCGGGGACAGAAGGGCUGCCAGAUCAAUGUAAAGGCCCGACGCUAUUGCCGAAACCAGUUUGUGGGGAACGGGGUUGAAACCGGGGCCCACCACCAUGGCGUUAUCAAACGACUGUUAGGGGAAAGCUGGACAGGAGGUACGUGCCCCCGGGUAAUUAGACAUGAACGGCGAAACAAAGUAAGGGAUACCUGACCGUUGCACUUGAGCUGUUGAACCGCCAGGCGGACCAUACGGAGUCGGGGGGAUGAGUAGUAAGAGGGAUGGACGGCCGCAUUUGCCUGCCCCGAAAACGGUUGCGGGGACCAAGAUGUUCCGGGUGGAUCAAGGGACAACCCCCCUGGAGGCUGGCCAACGAAUGGGUCUUGCUGAAUGGGCUGAGGAGUCUGUACGAGGUGCUGUGAACCAAGGGGGGCGGCCAGGGAUGCCGAAGGAUAACCAUAGCCGACCGCGCUCUGCGAAGGGCCUGGAAACGACACGCUAGGAAAUCCAACAUGGCGGCCAUCUGAAGUCGGGAAUGUAGAAGGAGACGAUAAAUUCAAACCCAAACGAGACAGGAACGGCGAAGUCGAUGGCAAAAUAACGUUCCACGACGACAUAGUAUUUGGCAAUGAUCUUGUAGACGAAACUGUUGCGCCAUAAGAUGGAUAAACUUGAGCUAAAGUACUGGUAUUUUGAGCGAUCGAGUAAACGAUAUUAUCUGACGAAUUCUGCAACGAUUGUGAUACUUCUGGCACAGGCGAAGAGGAAACAAACGCCAUUGAGUCAACGUUUGAAACAGAUGAUCCAGAUUCACGAGGAAUUAAACGAGGCAUCAGUGAUGCUCGAAGUGUUUGGAACGACUAAAUGUCACGACUGAGAAUGAGCGACUGGCGUAAACAACUUAUAUAAGGUAGGUUAUGCAAAUGUCCUUAUUAGCAUUUGCCAAGCUGUCCCUGGGGCCCCCUAUUCUGAUAACAAGUACAACAACUCAGCUCGUUAUUAAUAUCAUUUAUUACAUAAAUCCAAUAAAAUCUGUUUUGUAAUUUGUUUACACAAGUCUCACAAACUAUGCAAUAUUCCUGACUGGAAAGUUUGCAAAGGGUGCAGCUAAUUUUUGUUUUAAUAGGUAAAAUAGUAUUAUGCCACAAACUACAAACUUUCCAGACUGCGGCCAAUAUGAGACUCCUAUAGUCGAACCUCCAUUAAGCAGCCCUCCUUUACGAAUCAUGCUUAAUAUUUUGCUUUAUACACAUAUUAAUCACACAGUAAAUAUAAUGUUCAAUGCAUGUCAACACCAACAGGUCAAUGUAAGUUUUUGUAUCAGUGUUCGUUAACACUUCUUGAUUCUUUUCAGUCUACCUAUUACUGUAAUCAGUGAUUUAUGAUUGAAUAAGUAGACAUUGGACCCCCCCCCCCCCAGUCUACUUUAUGGCCACUUCAUUGAGCAUUGAAGUUGGAUUGUAUUUUUUUAUACUAUUUAAUGUUUAACCCAUUAAGGGCCAGCACUCCCCCCUUGACAAGUAAAAUCGUCUGGCGUUAGACAGAGUGAAACAAUAACAGGAGCGGAUUCAGACAGGUUUGACAGGUUUAUAUAAACCUGUCAGAUUUUCCAAAGAAAGAAAAUCUAUAACCUUUGAUGUACAUAUAACUAAUUUAAAGAAUACUUUGUUUGAUAAACUUGAUGUUGUUUAAUCUAUUACGCCACUUAAACACUGUUAUUGAAAUUUGAUUCUGGAUUACCGAGCGUAUUUAAUAGACCCACGUACAUAAUAAGCAUUUAAUUAAUUAAGGACUUAUCGCGUUGGUUUCCUCUUACGAAAUGUUGUAAUACUAUAGACAAAUAAUCUGCUAAUGUAUCGCCGUGGGCACUGAUAUAUCAGUGGCCGUGGGUCGUGGACUGAAACAUCGCAUGAAUCACACAUAACCGCCCACAAUUAUGAGUGGUCAGAGUUCUCUCAGUGAGAGUAAACCGGUCGAUACGCCAUUCGAUUGGCUAAAUGGCUGCGCUCCGCCGGAUGUAAACCGGUCAUAAACCUGUGAGUCGAGCAGUUUUUAGAGAAAACUGAGCAUGAAAGUUAACAGAACUCGAGGACGCGCGAAAUAUGUUUAUAAUUUUGCGUGACUGAAACAUUGCGUUGGCGAUAGAAGCAUUCACAUGGAUUUCUUGUUCAUUUUGAAGGUUUGUUUAAAAGUAUAUAGUCUAAAGUUAUAACUGUAAGCUAUUUCUACUUACUGUAUAAUAAAUAUCAAUCCGUCAACAAGCGUAUCGAUGUUUAUACGUGUAACUUCUACACAGUCUACACUCUGAUGAAGCGCGAAAUAUGUGUAUAUAAUAUAAUUUGCGUGACCGAAUCAUUGUGUUCGCAAUAGAGAAUCAGGAAAUAAUUGUGAAGCUUUCACGCUCUUGCAGUUUGGUUUCUAUUUCAUUGUUAAAGUUGGUUUGAAAGCAUAUAGAUCUAAAAUUACAAGUAUGUUUAUAUUAAAAGCAUCUCUACUUGUUGUACUAUAAUAAAUAUCUAUGCGUUAGCAAUUUGCCAAUCCUAUAUUUUUAUUACUAGCUAAGGGACCGGUCAUUAUUUAUGGUGGGGGGUGGCACCGAAGAGAAAAGGGUUGGGUAAACUAAAUUUUGAGUAAGUAAAAGGUUGGGUAAAUGAAAAACAAAACAACUCAAGGGUUGGGUAGUAAAAAAAUAUUGUCAUUUCCAAAGCAUGACUCACUGAAGUAUUGGGGACUAAAAAGCAAUGGCAACAGUAGGCCCUACUCUGGGGCGAUAACAAGAUAAUGUGAGUUUAAGCAAUUUUAGGUGAUUUAAGCAAAAUCUGCAAUUUAAGCAAUGCGAGUUUGAGCGAUAUAUGGCAAUCUAAGAAAACAAUUAAAAUUUUAGGGAAUGCUGUUUUAGGUGUUUAGAGGUAAUUUCAGGAAUAUACAACUAUAUCCCUGAUGACUCCAAUGAAAUUACCAUUAACCUAUGCCAAGCAUCCAAACAUGAGUGUUCCCACAAACACACACACAUGCAGUGUAUGAAGCAAAAUAUACAAUUUAACAAAAGGAGAAGUCUGCUUGAGGGGGUUCUGGAAACAAACAAUACACUGUAUGCACAUGACGAUCAAGUGUUUAAAGGGUAAAUAAGCUCAAUAUUCAUGACUUUUUUCAUCCAUUGUCUAUUUCGAAGCCAUUGGGGUAUUAUUAAAUUCAUGACACAACUAUAUUUAUAUACAUGACCACAUGUUCACAUCAUAUGCAAUUGCAAACAAUUUUCAAAGGAGUAGGGUACAGAAUUGCAAUAUAACAACAUAUAAGUAAAUUAUACAUGUCAUGAACUUACCAGUUUGUGUUGAGUUAAAUUUAAACAUUUUUUGACAUCAAAUAUUAUUUAUUUAUUUGCAAAUCAAAACAUUUUAAAAUUCUCGUGUUUUGUUUUGUAUUGCGCCCGCGAUAUAUUAAUGGUAUUAACCGCUGUGAAUAUGAUAUACAUUUUUAAUACAUUACAUUUGCGCUCAAAAGUUCAGGAAGUGAGUUUCUAGAAAGGAUGAAAACUCCGUUUUAUAUAUGGCAUGUAAAAGGUAAUCAUUGUUUACUGUUUAUUUUGUAUUCAGGUAUGGGGAAUUUGAGCGAUGAGAGUUGCAAAACUUGCAAAUGUAGUCUGACUAGUUUCUUUGACGUCAUCAUGCAACUAUUUAAAAUUGUGCACAUUCAUUAUUCAAUUUAUUCGCAGCAAUUAGCCUUCUAUAAGCCAUACAAAUGAUAUAGCUUAUAGCCCACCUUGCCUUUAACAUUGAUCCUAUAUAUAAUGAAUUAACAUAACUAACUUGAUUAUGUUGCUAGUCGAGUAUGUGACCUAUGGGUCUUCUAGAUCCUAGAGUAGCACAAUUAAUAUAAAGUCUCCGUAUUAAGGCGGUAAUAUUAAAGACUGUCCUUAUUUAUGCAUGACCUUUGACUAUUAAGAGCGGCUGUCUGUAAUAGUCAGGUAAGACGUGUAAAAUGAGAAAAUUCAAACUCGUUCAAACUUUGUCAGAAUAUAGGCCUAUAUGAAGUAUUAAUGUUGUGAAAGUUUUAUUUCGAUCGGAUAAAUAUUAAAGGAGAGAGACGUCGAAAUUGGUUUUCCCAGGCCACUUUCGAUUUUUAGAGGUCAUUUUACGGCACUACCAAAAUCGCUCUAUUUUGCACGUUAAUGGGAAUAUUUCACAAAACAUGAUUUCGUUUUAUAAAUUAGAGAUAUUUAUUGAUUAGCAGACAAAAUUUAGAGACAUUUCUGUAAAAAGUGAAUAUUUUACAGAUUUUCUUAAUGUUUUUUAUUUUCGAACCUCUUUAUUAUAUGCCAUAUUAGGCAGCGAAUAUCUCCAUUGUUACAUCGAUUCAGACAAAAAAUUGAUAACCAGAUCAAAGAAAUAUGUUUUCCCUUGCUAUUGAUCAAAUAAAAUUUUUGGGCAACUUAGAAUUUAAUUUUUAACGAAUUUUUUCGUAACCCCUAUUUGACCGGAAUAACCGUAUGUUAAUAUAAUCAGCGUCGAGUCAUGUAGUUCAAUAAAUGACCAAAGAGCUCGUCAAAAGCGUUUAUUUCUUCGAGUAAACAAGCCUAGGCCUAUAAAACUACCUUUGCUAAAGUUGUACAAUUGGCUGAAAAUAUUUAGGUCUAAAUCACACUGUUUACAGUCGCUUCUUGUUCAGGUAAUGGCCGAUAGCCGGUGCCGCAGCUGAUUUGGCAGAUUUGGUUUCAAUUAUAUUUUAUCAGGGAUAUGCCGCGAUAAGUAUAGUGAGUAUAUUUUCUCUCCCCCUCCCAUAAACUCGUGUUCUCACAUAAAUAGCGCCCACUCUUUUUGUAAAAAACAUAGGCCAUUUGCAAGGUCAUACGAUGCAAACAUGGCAUUGUUUUGACGUUUUUUUGGUCGUAUUUCCGGUUGGGUAGCUCACGCGAUUGUCUGAACAAAAAUAUAGACUAGUCAUACCUUUCGCCGAAAAUAACUUCGACCCCUUCAAACAUAUCGUCUUUGUAAUAGUCUUGUUCGAAUCCCCAUCAAAAACACUAUUUAGAGUGUUAUUUGCAAGCCUGUAUCUUCAAAUUUGCAUCUUUUAUCACGGUAUUUCCAUUUCUUGUCCGGCUGUGAGCUCGAGGCUCGAAAUAAUUUGAUAGUAUACGAUCGCAUUUGACUUUCAAACUCCCAUAAAUCGCUACAAUGUUGAUAAUGACUAUAACUAUCGUUUGGAAUUAGUUGAUCUUUUAUUUCUGAAUCGAAUGGUGGUAUUUCUGUCUUCAUAGGCAUAGCAUGUACUGAUCCGAAGAUAUGAAAUUUCUAGCCGCGUCCACCUCUCGAGGACGACCUCGCAAAGAGUUUUAAUUUAAUUAAUAUUAAAGCUGGAAUCUUUCACCGUGAUGUCAUGCCAAAAGGUGUCUUUUCCAUUUGUUAAAAUGUCCUUUAAAAAAGAUCCUUGCUCUAUAUAUUGAUUUGUGAUUUGGUAAUAUUAAUUACAGUUGUAUAUUUGAUUAUUUUGUUAGUGCUCAAUAAGUUUGAAUUUGUUCUGAGAAAACAGUCAAACUUCAGACCUAAGUCACCAAACUUCUACGCUGUUGCUUAUUUAUUUAUACUUUUAGUAUACGCUGCCCAUCACUUUUAAAACAGCAAGAUGAUAAAGACAACGUGUACGGGCGAGUUAUCCAUGAAAUAAAGAGUUGGUUUACAAAAUGAAUUCCGUCUUUGUGGAUAAAAAUUAGUUGUAAAUAAUCUCUCCUGUAUGUGUUAAAUGUUACAUGCAUGUAUAGGGAUUUCCCCCAGUAUAUUCCUUCUCUUUUGUAUGGCUGUUUUUGAUUAUUCGUCUCUUGUCACUAAGUGGUCAUGUGGUGUCAGCAACUCUAAUCCAGCCGAUUCAGAAUGCGUUCUUCGAAUGAUUGUAAUAAAAGAAAUCAAGGCACACCUGAGGUCGCACGACGUUUGCUUGGAUUCCAGUUUGAGAACAGAGUCUUCUCUUCCACCCGCACGAGCCGAUUAGUUAAUUAUUUUCUAUCUGACAUAUACUUUUGAUCCAAUUUCAAUUAAAUUUAUCCAACCAUUUCUGGAUGAUAUAUUUACAACAGGCAGUACUCAGGCCAAAGAAAAGUCAAGAAAGGCAGGCCAACUUUCCCAGAGGGUGGCCCGGAAUGGUGGAAUUGUGCAACGUGUUAAAUAUUAAGGAAUAUUCUGAAAAUUGAGGUCGAAAAAAGUCUGAAAAGUAUUUUAGACCCCCCCCCACCCCCGUUAUCGCAAAAUUAAUUUAUAUAAUUAGACUAUUAUAUAACUAAAAAAUUCGGCCCCCUUCCUUUUACGGGCCCCCCUCAAAAUGUUUUCUGGUAAGCAAAAAUGUUACAGUAAAAUGUAAAGGGGGGGUGGGUGGGUGGGGCGACGUUUUUUUGAAAAAAAAGUUCCAAAAAUUAUUUUUGCGAUAAUGGGGGGUUCAAAAUACUUUUCACAUCUUUUUCUUCCUCAAUUUCAGAACACGUUGCGCAAUUCCAGCAUUCCGGGGCCCCCUCUGUGAAAGUUGGGCCCCCUUUCAAGUUGACUUUUUUGGCCUGAGAACUGCCUGAGUGUUCUAGAUGUAUCAUCCAGAAAUGGUUGGAUAACUGUAAUUGAAAUUGGACCAAAAGUAUAUGUCAGAUAACGCGUAACCACAAACAGCCAUACAAAAGAGAAGAAAUAUACCGGGGGAAAUCCCUACAUGUAGCUUAACACAUACAGGAGAGAUUAUUUAUAACUCAUUAAUUUUAUCCACGAAGACGGAAUUCAUUUUGUAAACCAACUAUUUAUUUCAUGGAUAACUCACACGUACAUGUUGUCUUUAUCUUCUUGCUGUUUUAAACUGAAUGAUGGCCAGUUAAAACUACUAAAUUGUCUAAAUAAGUAACAGUGCCUAGAAGUUUGGUCUGAAGUUUGACUAAAGUUAUUGAGCAACAACAAAAUAAUCAAAUAUACAAGACAUACAACUGUAGUAAAUAUUACCAAAUCAUAAAUGAACAGCGGGUCUUUUUUAAAAAUAGAAAAGACUCCUUUUGGCAUGACAUCACGGUGAAAGAAUCCAGCUUUAAUAUUAAUUAAAUUAUAAUUAUUACUGUAAGUAAACGAAUUACAAUUUCAACGUAAACUGACAGUUGUUUUUGACAAAAAGCGCGUGCACUAUUUAUGUUCGAACAGUUAAGCACGAGUCGUGAAAGAACAGAUGUUUAUGGGAAGGGGAGAGAAAAUACACUUAGCUUGCUAUACUUAUCGCGGCAUAUUCCCGAUAAAAUAUAAUUAAAACCAAACCGCCAAAUCAGCGGCGCCGGCUAUACAAUAUAUUACAGGCAUUACCUGAACAAUAAGCGACUGUAAACAGUGUGAUUUAGACCUAAAUGCUUUCUGCCAAUCGUACAACUUUAGCUAAGGUAGUUUUAUAGGCAUAGGCUUGUUUACUCGAAGAAGUAAACGCUUUUGACGAGCUCUUUGGUUAUUUAUAGAACUACAUGACUCGACGUUGAUUACAUAACAUACGGUUAUUCGGGUCAAAUAGGGGUUACGAAAAAUUUCGUCAAAAAUUCAAUUCUAAGUUGCCCAAAAAUUUUAUUUGAUUAAUAGCAAGAGAAAACAUGUUUCUUUUAUCUGGUUAUGAUUUUUUUGUAUGAAUCGAUGUAACAAUGGAGAUAUUCGCUGCCUAAUAUGGCAUAUAAUAAAGAGGUUCGAAAAUAAAAAAACAUUAAGAAAAUCUGUAAAAUAUUCACUUUUUACAGAAAUGUCUCUAAAUUUUGUCUGCUAAUCAAUAAAUAUCUCUAAUUUAUAAAACGAAAUCAUGUUUUGUGAAAUAUUCCCAUUAACGCGCAAAAUAGAGUGAUUUUGGAAGUGCCGUAAAAUGACCUCUAAAAAUCGAAAGUGGCCUGGGAAAACCAAUUUCGACGUCUCUCUCCUUCAAUAUUUAUCGGAUCGAAAUAAAACUUUCACAACAGUAAUACUUCAUAUAGGCCUACAUUCUGACAAAGUUUGAAAGAUUUUGAAUUUUUUCAUUUUACACGUCUUACCUGACUAUUACAGACAACCGCUCUUAAGUGGCCAAAAACUGUGCCUACAGUAGUCAACUUAUUCCACUAUCCAGGUUGCAUCACUUUUGAUUCAAAACACCCGGGUUUAUUAUACAUGGAUUUGCUAGCAAAAUAGCAGCAAUUGAUGAACUUGGUGUUAUAGUAAGAUUUACUAAAUGUGUAAAGAAACAACGAAAAGUAUAUAUCAAUCAGAGUCGCUAUCUUGAUCAAUUUCCGAUGGGAUCUCCAAAGAAAGUAGCUACAUGUGCAGACAACAUGAAACUUCAGACUGCAGAAAAUUUAAUUUCACAACCGUUAUCAAACUUAUGUCACAGAAGUGGUAAAGGACAUAUGUGACAACUGAAUGGUACCUUUUGUAAAUUUUUUGGCCAGGGGUGGGUAUUUAUUUUUUAAUUGAUAUUUGAGGUUGGGUAAUCAAUUUUUUUUACUUUUUAAUGGUUGGGUCAGCAAAAUUUUUGCUACGGAAAACAUUUCUCUUCGGUGCCACCCCCCGCCAUAACUAAUGACCGGUCCCUAAUAAGUUUCCGAAAAGGUUCAAUUCAUUGUUUGAGCUGCGUAUAUAAUAUUAGUCCAAAAUUCUCUUAAAAACAUGUAUUUUCUAACCAUUAAUUAAUUGAAAAGGUGAGGCCAGAACGCAGGAAAUGCUGUUUCAGAGGACCGAAUUUUAAAAAUUUCCCGGGGGAGCAUGCCCCCAUAGUGGUUGUGUGGACCUAGUAAACCGGUCAUCUAAAACGCUGGAUCCGCCCCUGCAAUAAAGUAGGGCGUAAUGGGCCGCAAUGCGACUCAGUGGGUUAUAUGUAAAGUAGUAUUAGUAUAUAACAACAACAGGGAGUUGCACAUUUGCCCGAUAACUCUUGUUGCAUGUUAAAGUCAUUACCAAGUGAGUAGUUAGACUUUUUCAAUAAUUAUGUCAUGUAUGCCGGUUUAGCCUGGGCACCUCGCUUUCAUGUAUCAGGAGACAAAAUGUGAUUGGAUCACUAUUCAUGGGAAUUUAUUGUUUGUAGGUGAGAUAUUUUAAUAAAUAUUCUAGAAUAAUUUUGUCUGAGACACUCAGACACACAUUUUCUGAAACUCACAUUUCCUGUUACAAGAUUUUUAUCAGAGAGUCUUUGUAUAAGUAGAUGAAUUAACUUAAUAUAUGUAUACAAUCAUGCACACAAUGUAAAAUUUGUAAACAAAACUAACUUAUCUAGUUGUCUUCUACUUCUAGUUAAUAUCUAUGCAAAGAAAACUAAAAAUUAUGCACAUAAUUUGUCAAUGAAUAUCAGACAUCGUCAAAAGUGCAAGAAAGCACAUCGUACAUUGUAGAAAAUGACUUCAAAUACCUCAGCAAAGUGGCAUUGUCAUUUCGCCUAUAGUUUUUCACUCCUACGACGAUCGAAAAAGAGAAAAAUUCGUAAAAUAUUGCAAACUAAGUGUGAUAAACUCACUUUUCCAAUACGCGUGCUGACUUUGAAAGUUUUAAACACAAAUUUAACCACACAAUCCCUCUCUCGGGCAAAUAAAAAGACUUUAUUUUCAUGUUUGUUGUCUCAAAAUAAAAUUGUUGCCGCCAUUUUGAAAUUUAAUGUCGGGGGGGUGAAUGCCUCUAGUCACUUGCUAAGCUAUGCGCAGUAAGACAUGCGCAGUGACCAAGCCCUUACGCUUUUUUCAAUGAAGUCAGACAUCUGGUCCUCUUAAUCUGUGGUAUAGUGUUGGCGACUUGGCGUUCACGAGUGUGUCGGCGGUGUGGCGUUAUGUGGCGUUCUUAAUUUCUGGCACAGUGGCACGAUUGUUGUUCUAAAUUUCUAAUGUAUUAUAUAACGCCAUGAAAACUUUGUAUUUGAAAUAAUUUAUGAUAAUAAAUAUUCAAUUGACAAAAUAUUGUAUAAAUAAUUUUGCCGGCAAAUUUUACGCGUACAGCAAACUGUCGAGCAAAAAUCUACUCCGACGCGACUCUGUGACCAUAUAUUUUGCAAGGCAAUUACUAAAUAAGCAUGCAAAAAAUUAACAAAAUGUAGAAAAAAUUACUAAAUUUCUGCUGUCAACCAAAGUGGUCUGAAAAUCAAUAGAACAUCUCAAUAAAACAAAAUCAGUAAUACACUUUCCAUCAUUGAAACUAUGUUUUUUCCAUGUUUUUUUUUCUCACUUGUACUUUUGAUUGCAAUUGUGCAAAAUGCAAAUAUGGUGUCGCGUUGUCGAGCUGGUGUCACAUCGGAUUUGGACUCCCCACGGAUAUGGACCCCCGGUCCAUAUCAGCUAGCGGAUUCGGACCCCUACGGUACAUAUCUGAUAGCUGAUAUGUACCCCCUUCCGCGGAAUUGGAUCUCCUAAAAUUCACAAAAAGAAGAAGUUUUGAAACGAUUUGCAGUUGAAUGUGCAUGGAAAUUUAGGCGUCAGUUUAAUUUAAAUUAUGAUAACAAAUGGCAUUACUCAACUAUCUUGCUUAAUGACGAAAACAAGUAUUGAGAUGCUAAGAUUCUUAUAAAAAAACGCCAAGCAGCAUUUUCUAACGGCAAUAACCAACUGUUUAGGUAUUACCGCAACCGAGUUAAUCGCGAAAGAAAAAAAUGCCGUGAAAAGUUUUAUUCGUUGAAGGUUGAACAUCUAAAAAAGUCAAAACCAAGUCGUUGGUGGAAAGAAGUAAAACAGAUUGCUGGUAUGACCCCUUCAACGGGAGCGGAAGAUCUAUAUAACCAAAUUUACAUUGACGAUAUUGACCGGAAGUCUCCAAAUGAGAUUGCAAAUCUCAUAAACACAGCCUUCCUAGACCCCAUGCAUAAAAACUUACCAACCUCUUACUUCUCUUCCCCCCUACGAUCCAAAUGACUCUGUCCUCCAUCUCGACGAAUUUGCACGCCGGGCUAGGAAAGCUGCUGUUCUGGCCAAUUAUUCUGUCGAGGAAAAGUUUUCAAAAUGGCGAAAUUAUGUAUUCAAAAUGGCGUCCAAGAUGAUAUUGGAUAUUGCAUUAUUUAUUUUAAUUUUGUGAAGGGGUAGGUAGGAUAACUGGGAUGCUGAAGGACAAACAAGAACCAUGACACACUAAAUGACCCUCCGACACCCUCAGAAGAGAGGAAGAACACAUGCGAUAUUCGAUAUUUCAAUUUUUUUUAAAUUUGUCAAAGUUACUGCCGACAUGAACGACAAAGAUAUUUCGUGCAAUAUGUAAGAUAUUUUCUACAUAGUCAAAAUUUCAAAACCAUAGAAAUCUUCAACAUGGUCUAACGUUUGAUAUCAAUUAUAUUUUGGGUUUUAGGCUUGCUUGUGAGAUCCACAUUUCUGCAUGAAACUUGUGGCUUCAUAUGGCCGAUGGGGAACAAGAGAAAUGGCCGUGCGUCUAGUAACAAAGCAGUUUCACGCAUUCGUUUUCCUCUUGGCGAACUUGCGAGCAGAAGAAAAGAAUUGAAGGAGAAAUAUUUGGCACAAAAUUCUAAGCUAAAGGAUCUGCAAAAAGAUGUACAGAAAAGAUCAAAAAAGGUAUGCAAGUUUAAUAUUUCUGGAUCCAACAACCUGAUGGCUGAUGAAACAAUACACUCAAAGUUAUUUUAACAUUGGUUUUAGAUUGAACGCCAACAAGAGAGUAUAUCUUUACUCGACACAAAAGAGCAGUCUAUGUCACACAGAAAGAGAAAACUUGAAAAUGAAAAGGCUAAAGGUAUCGAAGUGGCACGGAAAAGAAAAAAGACUGUAAGACAACAGAUUCCAUCUGAAUUAAAUCCACAGAACUCAGAAAAAUUUCAGGAUUCGAUGAAAGGUCGAACAAGUAGGCGAAGACGAAAAGAAACCCUAGAUUCUUGUAAGGUCAUACACGGGGAUUGUGAAGGUAAUAUUUGGAAAUUGCGUUUAGGCAUGCUGUUACCCUGGUUGCCAGAGGCUCUUUCAAUUGAAAGAGCCUCUGGCAACCAGGGUAGCAUGCUGUAGCAGUUGUAAAGAAGCCUACAGUAACUUCAGUAUAAUGAGUAUUUGUCUGUGACCUUGUGUGCUGUAUGUUGGAUGGCAUUGAUUUAACGGUUACUUUUUUCAGCCUGAUUACCCGACAUGCAUGCAUUUUCUUAAGAUUAUAGUUCAGGUAGGAUUCACCCCGGCCGGAGUUGCACCAUUAACCCUUCCACUUGUUAAGCCUAGUUUCCAUUUGGUCGUUAGUUGUCGCUGGCACGACAAGCGGUAGAUGUGAAAUAGUCUAAUAUCAAUAGUCUUUUUGUGUCUUAUAUGCAAAUCAGUCUUAAUGAUUGCAGAGUUUUAUAAAGUUUUGUUGACACUCUAUUACAUCAGCCACUUGUCGUGCCAGCGACAACUAACGACCAAAUGAAAACUAGGCUUUAGAUGGUAACGAGACCAACAGCCAUGGCAGAUGUUAACCCAUUAAGUGGCAGUACUCUACCCUUGACCUGUAAAAUCACCUGGUACUAGACGUAGUGAAAAACUAAUUAAAGUACUGUGCAUAAGGGCGCAAUGACAUGGGUUAAAGAGUUAAAGAAAUUUACUUUACUUUUGUAGGUAAAACCUCUGCAGCUCUUGCUGGAAUGUGGGUGACUCUCAUUAAUGAGAGUACAACUGAACAACUGACGGCAUGUGUGGAGACAUCCCCAAAGAUGCAAAGUAAAGUUAUUCCUGCUAUAGUAAGCAAACAAGUUAAGCAGAACGAAGCAAGUCAGGAUAAUAUGUGUCGCAGUUUAAAAGUCUUAUAUGAGAAAGGCCUACUAUCCAAGGAAAAGUACAAAGCUAUCUGUAGAAAUAUCCAAACAAAAUUUAGUGGGUCAUUAAGUACUCCAAGGCUUGUUUACUACGACAAAUUGAUUGCUUUCAUUAAGUCAGUCAAUUUGGACAAUGUCCAUGAUUUUGCAACUACAUUUUGUAAGGCAAAUAUAGGUGAAUUUGAAGAACAAGUCAAUGGGUCAUAUAGAGAUUUCUGCAGUUAUAUUACUACUUUAGCAGAACUUUAUAUACUUGUUGAUCAAGCGUUGGGUUCUGAAUCAUUUUUCCAGCAUUUCGGAAGUUUGCCGUAUCAUUUCAGGGUCGCCAUUGGAGCUGACGGUGCUCCCUUUGGUAAAGAUGACGAAGCCACGGCUUGGCUUGUCUCAUUUCUAAAUGUCGGUAAACAUAUCCAAAGUGAGAAAGACAACUUUCUGAUAUGUGGGGCAAAUUGUUCAGAAACCCAUGAGGGUAUGAUGCAAUAUGCUAAGAAGUUAAUGCAUGAUAUUGCAUAUAUUGAAAACCAUCCAAUCAAUAUUAAUAGUUUUAACUGUAAAUUUACUGUAGAGCUUAUCCCUUCGGAUAUGAAAUGGUUAUCUGCUAUGGCUGGAGAGCUCAAUAACGCGGCCUAUUACUUUUCACCUUUUGCAGAUGUCAAUAAUGAUAACAAGGCAACCCCGAAUGGAACCCUGGGGGCAGACCCAUCAUGCACGUGGCACCCCUGGGAUUAUGAGGAAAGGGUUAAGGUGGCAAAGAAAGUUGCGGCUAAAACGGAACAGCUAUCUAAGACUAAUGUUUCCUCCAAAACGAAAAGAAACAAGCUUCUUAAUUUUAUUAAGGAACAGGGAUCCCGGCAAGAGUAUGAACCGGUUUUAGGUAAAUUGAUAGAUUGUGGAUUUGCCGAACCCCUACACAAUAGCAAUAAUGCAUGGGGUUAUCUGCAUAAUCUUAUGCUUGAGAUUGCUUUGUCUAAAUCGAAUAUUACACCAAACUGCAAAGAAAUUGACCAGUUGCCAGCAAAUUCUACCUUAGUCGUUUACCUCACCAUCUUAAAAGAGACGGUACGUGUCCCUCGACUAGUUAAAAAAAUAAAAACUUGGUUUGGUGAGGGUCGGAAGACUUCCUUCGCAUAUAGAUUCACAGGGAAAGAGACAAAAAACGUUUGUCGUAAAUUUAUGUUUGUGCUGCAAGCAUUGAGUAAUCCUGCUGACUCCCCCGAGACACAGUUAAGGCUUGCAUCAAUAGCUUUUUGUUGCAUACAAUUACGGGAUGCUGUAUCAUACUUUUCUCGUGUAAACAUUACCCAAGUCGAAGUUGAAAAGUGCAAAAAUUCUUGUUUGCAUUUCUUUAAUGCCAAUGUACUGCUAUUGAGAUCAGUCACACCAACCAUUUGGACAGUAGGUUAUGCCAUACCAAGACACCUUCAAAUACUGUUUGACAGAUAUGGCAUGGGGUUAGGUCUCAAUAGCAUGCAGGGUCGGGAAGCGAAGCACGUAAGGCUUUCCCAGUUUGCAAAACACUCUACUAAAUCGACACGCUGGUCGAUGGUCUUGCGACAUGAUUACAUUUCCAAUGUAUGGAUUCGCGAACAUGAGCCAAGCCGUCUUUCAUACACAAAGUACAAAAUGCACUACAUUCCAAAUGAAACUGAAUUGGAAAAUUCUUGUUAUUGUGGUUUCCCUUUAAGCAAGGACAUGCAUAGUUGUAGUAUUUGUUCAUCAAGUAUUUUUAAGGAUGUUCAUAAAGCAGCAGUAGCUGGUUGUUUGACCAAUGAAAUACGCAACAUAUUGUUAAUCUGA